AUCUUCCAGAAAAAAACUCCUCCUAAACCCCCGAAAACCCUAACCUUUCGUCCGCGCCGCCGCACGGGUCGCCAUGGCUCUCUUCGCCGCCGCUCGCCGCGCCGCCACCUCCACCCUCCCCCUCCUCCGCGCCUCCGCCUCCGCCGCGGGGACCACCCGCGGCGCCGCCGCCCUGCUCCGCCCCCUGGCCGCCGCCGCCGCGGCGCGGCCGCAGCCUCGCUCGAUGCCCUUCUCGUCGGCCCCCUCCACGAGGCCCAGCUCAGAUGGCGAGCUCCUCCGCAUCAUCGACGCCGAGAUCAAGUUCGCCGAGGAGAGCGACGACCACGACCGGGUUGAGGAGAUUCCUGACAACUUCCCCUUUAAAAUUAGUGAUGAAAAGGGCUUUAAUUCAAUUACUCUCACAAGAACUUACCAGGGUGAGAAUAUUGAGGUUCUAGUUUCCAUGCCCAGUCUUGUGACUGGCGAUGAACCUGACCGUGAGAAUGAGGCUGAUGAGGACAGAAACGAGGAUGAUCAGGAGGAAGAAACUCAGAAGGCCCCAAAAUCUAGCAUUCCUCUAACUGUCACCAUCUCGAAGGGAGAAGAGGGACCAAGCCUUGAAUUCAUCUGCACUGCCUAUCCUGAUGAGAUCCUCAUCGAUGCCUUGUCUGUGAUGCCAUCAGAGAGUGGGGAAGAUGAAAUGAUCACGUAUGAGGGCCCUGAUUUCAAUGACCUUGAUGAAAACCUGCAAAGGGCAUUCCACAAGUACCUGGAGAUGCGCGGGAUUACGCCCAUGGCCACAAACUUCCUACACGAGUACAUGAUCAACAAGGACAGCCGAGAAUACCUCAUCUGGCUGAGGCGGCUGAAGGAUUUUGUUAGGAAUUAAUGAUUAACACAAUCAUUUCCUUGCCAUAAGAUUAGUUUUGAGGGCUGUGAACCGCUCCUUUCUAUAAGUAUACAUGGACCAUGAAUUGUGAAUGUAUGCUUAUUUAGGCGUUUAAGGUCGUUGUCGUGACCAAGUUUUUUGGCAGUAUCAUAAUGGCUCAUGAGUCAUGAACCUGGAUGUUGGAACCAAUGGAAAUGCUUCAGUUAGGAUAUUCUGUGAUUUUCAUCUACACUGAUGUUGCUUUGUUUCA
This is a messenger RNA of Oryza sativa Japonica Group (Japanese rice), 1118 nucleotides long. RefSeq lists its product as uncharacterized. The record is from RefSeq and is a predicted model, not a curated record. Gene Ontology annotation, cellular component: mitochondrial matrix. NCBI's taxonomy places the organism in Eukaryota, Viridiplantae, Streptophyta, Magnoliopsida, Poales, Poaceae.